Durusdinium trenchii is the source of this 2644-nucleotide messenger RNA. NCBI's taxonomy places the organism in Eukaryota, Dinophyceae, Suessiales, Symbiodiniaceae. The record is from the annotation of a GenBank genome assembly.
GUACUGGAGUGUGUCACGCCUUCCGCAGCGCGUCACGUUAGAUAGUGUGGAGAACAGAUCAGAUUGGUCGGUGCCGCCAUGGCCACGCGCGAGGCGGCGCAGUUCUAUGGCCAAGCGGAGUCAGCACUGCGCGACGAACAGUUUGAGGACAGUGUGACCUUUGCUCAAAAAGCCGUGCAGAUUUUCGAAGGCUUAGGAGCCGAAGGCGUCUCGGGGCUCAUUGAUGCCCUCUACAUCCUCAUCGAUGCUCAUCGACAGAUGGCAACCACCAUGCAGGAGAAGCCACAGAAUGCUUUGUCCAUCAGUGGCCAGUACCUUGAGAAGUUCAAGGCCAGCCGAGAUCGUCGUGGGGAGGCUGUGAUGCUGCUGUGUUUAGCAGAGAUCAACCACGACAAGCGCGGCCGCAAGAAGCGCCAGGAGGCGCUGGAGACGGCAGCGGAGGCGCUGCGGAUCUUCUCGGAGGUGCAGGACCGGAAGUUCGAGGCCCUGACGUUGAUGGUCACGGCCAUGGCUCACUACAAGUUCUUUAUGUAUGAUGCGAUGCUCGAGGAGGCGACCCGGAGCUUGGACAUUGCGGAGGAGUUGGGUGACAAGUUCCUGACUGGCCGAGCACAGAACCUCACCGGGCUUGCUUUGAGCUCCCAGAGGAGGAUUGAUGAUGCCAUGGAAAGGGGGAGAGCCGCCUUAGCGAUAUGGCGAGAACUUGGGAUGAGGCGCCAAGAAGCGAUCCAGACCCAUGCCAUGGCGGGUUGGCUGUUGUACAGCCGAUGGCCCAAGAAAGCCUUAGCCCUGGCGGAGCAGACCUUGCAAUCCUUCCGAGAGAUUGGACCUGCGGGCAUUCCUUCUGGCGCAAAGCAUCGCAGAGAGGCAAUGUGCGUCUACAUGAUCAUCGAAGUAAUGGCUGAGCUAAAGCAGUACAAGCCGGCGAUCAAGUUCGCGAAGUCGGCCUUCGAACGCUUUGGAGAGCUCGGGUGUCAGCUGGGCCAGGGGAUGGUGAAGGACGCCAUGGGCAGGGUCUACAUCGUCAUGGACAAACCCGACAAGGCCAUCGAAGCGGUGGAUGAAGCCAGAGAAAUUGCGGACCGUUUGGGAGACAAGCGAUGGAGCGCGAAGCUCCUUUUUGGAGUGGCCCAGGCCCACAUGAAGGCGAAGGACACCAAUGAGGCCAUUGAGACAUUGGAUAAGACCAUCGGAUUGGCGCAAGCUGCUGGAGACAUGCAGGAGACCUCCAGGUUGCAGCAGAACCUCAUCGAUGCUCUCCUCUUCCGACAGAGGAAUCCCAAGGCGGCUCUUCGAGUAGCGAAGGAAGCCAGAACGAUGGCACAGAAGAAUGGAGACAAACGCGCUGAAGCCAUGGCCAUCCUGCGCGAAGCAAUGGCCCAGGGCUCCAUGGGGAAGAAAGAGGAUGCGUUGAAGUUGGCCAAGCAGGCUCAGGAGUUCUUCCAAGAGUCUUACUGGCCCCGUGGAGAGGCUCAAUGUCUUCAUUUCAUGGCGGAUUUGCGUGGUCAAGCGGGUGAUCUGGACCAAGCCUUGGAAUGUGCCGAGGAGCGUCUCGCGGUCCUGCGGGGCGUCCACGACCUCUCCAUGGAGGCCAAUGCCAUGAUGCAACUGGCUCAGUUGCACAUGAAGGACGACAAUUACCAAGAGGCUGAACGGCUAGCACAGGAUGCUGCUGCCCUUGGGAAGAAGGACCGCAACCCCAGGGUGCAAGUAGAUGCAUUGCUUUUGCUCACCCAGCUGAACAACACCAAAGUGCUGGACAAGCUGGAGGACAAGUCUUUGAAGCCAGUGAUCGACCGGGCUGUGCGAACUGUGAACGAGGCUCUGCAGGUCGCAGGCAAAGCGGAGAACCGCUCUUUGCGAGCGCUGGUUCUGUUCAAGCGAGCAGAGACAAUGGUGCUUGCUGGCAGGCACCAAACUGGCCUCAGAGAUGUCAAGGAGGCUGCUGCGAUCUUCGAGGAGAUGGAUCACUAUCAAGCCUUGGGCCGCUGCAUGCUGCUGUCUGGCAACAUCAAACAUGCCUUAGGCCAGGUGGAACAGGGUGAGGCGGACGUGGAGAAGGCCGACCUGAUCGCCAAGGACAUCGGUGACCACCAACUGGCCGAUGAGGUCUUGUCCUUCCGGAAAGCACUGGAGGAGAAGAAGAAGGAACAAGAGCGGGCUGCUCAAGCGCAGAUUGAACAGCCACAGCUUGUGGCUCCCGCCCCUGGACAGCCAGCAGCUGCUGCUCCCGUGGUCGAGUCAGUGGCGGCACCGCCAGAGCAGAAGGGCUUGGAUCCGGUCUACGUGCGCAAGCAGCUGGCGGCCAUGGUGAAGGAUGCGAUUGCCAGUGACGAAGAGCUGGAACUGGACAGCCCCUUCAUGGAUGCUGGCAUGGACAGCUUGUCCAGUGUAGCCUUGAUGAGCAUGGUGGCAAAGGAGUUCCAGAUGGCUUUGAGCCCAUCGCUGGUUUUUGACUUCCCCACGUUGAGGUCAAUGGAAGAGCACUUGGUGACUGAGAGUCUGAGCAUGUAACGAGACGGCUGGUGGCUGGUUUGGCGCAAACCGGUGAAGGCGCCUUCACACGGCAUCAGAAUCUUCCCGAUGCUGAAGAAGACAUCACGUCGUACAGGGAACCUGUCGCUUCUUCUUAGUCUGCGAAAGC